UAUAAAAAAUCCCCAAUACUUUAUUGGCCCAAAUUUUUGAUCUACUCCUCUUCCCGAGUCGAACUGUCGAGAUUUCAGAGACCUUGUAAGCUUCCGCCAUGGAGUUCGAAUCAAUAUACGAAAUUUCCCGUACGGUCGACUUCAUACGCAGUGGAAACUUCACUAAGGUGGCUUUGCAGUUUCCAGACGAGCUCUUGAAGGACUCAGUAAGAGUUGUGAAGUCUCUAAAGGACAAGCUUCGGUGGCUAAGUGAAUCGGAAACCGAACGAAAUAACGACUUUAAAGAUGUUUCUAUGUUUGUCAUGGCGGACACGGCGUACGGUAGCUGCUGUGUUGACGAGGUCGGAGCUUCCCACAUCGGAGCUGAUUGCGUCGUGCAUUAUGGCCAUGCGUGUCUCAGCCCGACCACUAAGCUUCCAGCCUUUUUCGUCUUUGGCAAAGCUCCCAUGAGUGUGUCAGAUUGCGUUAAGAAUCUCACAGAUCAAGCUACAACCAAUAACAAGCGUGUUUUGGUCCUAUUUGGGCUGGAAUAUGCACAUUUGAUACGGAACAUCAAAGAAGAAGUGAUGGAAGCUUGUGAUUCUAGAUCCCAGUUAGAAAUCCAAUUUGCAGACAUUUUGUGUUCAGAAAUCUCACCAUCUGAUAAUCUAAACCUAUGCAAUCAUGGAGUGCUACCAGCUGAGGAAUUGACAGAUAAUAAAAGUUUUGGGGUGGUCGCUAGUAACAGAUACGUGAUCGGAGGUUUGCACUGGGGAUUACGUGCAGAGCGAAAAAUGGAGGACUACUUGCUGUUUUGGAUUGGCUCUGACAAUUCAGCAUUUGCAAAUGUUGUGCUUACAUAUAAUGGCUGUGAAAUAAUCAGAUAUGAUGCAACCGAUAAUUGCAUGGUGACAGACUUAUCUCAACAGAAAAGAAUUCUUAAGCGCAGAUACUACCUUGUGGAGAAAGCAAAGGAUGCUAACAUUGUUGGUAUUCUGGUAGGCACACUUGGUGUUGCUGGUUACUUGCACAUGAUUAACCAAAUGAAAGAUUUGAUUGCGGCAGCAGGGAAAAAAGCUUAUACGCUUGUUAUGGGAAAACCGAACCCUGCGAAACUUGCCAACUUUCCAGAGUGCGAUGUCUUUAUUUAUGUGUCUUGUGCCCAAACAGCUCUUUUGGAUAGCAAAGAGUAUUUAGCUCCAGUUAUUACUCCAUUUGAAGCCAUGUUAGCUUUCAACAGGGGACAAUGGACAGGAGAAUAUGUAAUGCAAUUCCAGGAUUUGAUCAAUUCAUCACAUACAGAGUCACAGAACCACUCAAAAGAGGCACGCUUUUCCUUUCUGCGAGGUGGUUAUGUAGAAGAUUUUGAUUCACAAGAGAAUAAUGAUGAAGACAAAGGAGGUCUUGCUUUAGCACAUUUGACAGCGCAGGCUCUACAAUUGCGUGAUAAUCCAAAUUCUCUAGCCAAGCGAACAGCAAAAUCUGGUGCAGAGUUUCUGGCAGGUCGAUCAUAUCAAGGUUUAGAGAUACACAACGAAAAUGCAUUGCCGGAACCUUAUAUUGUUGGGAGGAGUGGGAGAGCGGCAAGGUACCAAGGUGAGAACUCUUAGAAAGAGCGUUUUUACUUUGAUUAAUGUAUUAAAAAGUAGGGAAAGAGAAGAAAGUGGUAAAGUGAAUAUGGAAAGGUGCUUAUAAUUAGUCUACAUGAAGCGUAAAGAAGCUAUUCAUGAAAAUUUUGACAAUGCGUGCUGUGAAGCCUGUGAUAGGAUUUGAAGGAUUUUUUUAUUUUUAUUACACUUGUAAGUCAUCAGUGCAACAUUUUACUUAUUCAAAUAUAUUCAUCUAGAUAGCUUCGAUCUUUGUUCAGUGUAAAUUAUAAUGAUAAAUUCAAAGUGGAAUUUAUAUUUUUUAAUUUUUGUUAAA
Cannabis sativa is the source of this 1902-nucleotide messenger RNA. RefSeq lists its product as uncharacterized. Gene Ontology annotation, molecular function: 2-(3-amino-3-carboxypropyl)histidine synthase activity. The coding region runs from base 99 to 1589 and encodes 496 amino acids. Gene Ontology annotation, biological process: protein histidyl modification to diphthamide. The record is from RefSeq and is a predicted model, not a curated record. NCBI's taxonomy places the organism in Eukaryota, Viridiplantae, Streptophyta, Magnoliopsida, Rosales, Cannabaceae. The transcript is spliced from 10 exons.